AUGCCGCGAGCUCGAGUCGAGCGACACGAGGAAGAGAAGGAGGAGCUGUCUGAUGUGAGCGAUGUUGAAGUGGAGGACGAGGAGCUCGUCUUCAUGUCAAUCCUGUUCGACCGAGGCGAGCUGGGCGUCGCCAUCUACAACGUGCUGACGACAAGUCUCAAGACGUUGCAGCUUCAAAUAGCUGACGUUGAUGAGCUCGAGGAGGUGGCGCGGUGGCUGUGA
Molecule: messenger RNA, 222 nt
Organism: Phytophthora sojae
Lineage: Eukaryota; Oomycota; Peronosporomycetes; Peronosporales; Peronosporaceae
Exons: 2
Coding region: 1-222 (73 amino acids)
Source: RefSeq, a predicted model, not a curated record